Messenger RNA from Lolium rigidum, 1046 nucleotides. RefSeq names its product nudix hydrolase 15, mitochondrial-like. The record is from RefSeq and is a predicted model, not a curated record. The transcript is spliced from 4 exons. Gene Ontology annotation, molecular function: acetyl-CoA hydrolase activity; coenzyme A diphosphatase activity. NCBI's taxonomy places the organism in Eukaryota, Viridiplantae, Streptophyta, Magnoliopsida, Poales, Poaceae. Bases 123 to 839 code for a protein of 238 amino acids. Gene Ontology annotation, biological process: coenzyme A catabolic process.
UCAAGGGGUCAAAUCGGUUUGCCUCGGUUAAUCAGAAAUACAUUCCGGAGCAAGCAGCAAGGCAGCAUAGAUCACUUCCAAGUUUCAAGACCUCUGAUCUAUUCCUCCGAGCUUUCAAUUCCAUGGAGGCGAAUCCCGGCACGAACAUUGAGGAGCUUAUUCAACGGCUGAGGCUCCACCAGCCGCCUCCCUCCCCUUACUCUGGUGAUCCCUCCGUAGCGGCGACCCCCGGCGCCGCCGAGCUGUUUCAGCCUCGGAGAGCCGCCGUGUUGGUCUGCCUCUUCCAGGACGCUGCCGGCGAGCUCCGAGUCCUCCUCACCAAGCGCGCCUCGUCCCUCUCCACCCACUCUGGGGAGAUUGCAUUGCCAGGAGGAAAGGCAGAGGAGGGUGAUGCUGAUGAUGCAGCAACAGCAUUAAGAGAGGCGAAGGAGGAGAUUGGACUUGAUUCAGCUCUGGUCACUGUCGUUUCCUCGCUUGAGCACUUCUUGUCCAAGCAUCUUCUGGUAGUUGUUCCUAUUGUUGGCAUACUGUCAGAUAUACAUGCAUUCAAACCAGUCCUUAAUGUUGAUGAGGUGGACGACAUUUUUGAUGUGCCCCUAGAGAUGUUCCUCAAGGAUGAGGGCAGGAGAUCUGAGGAGCGAGAAUGGAUGGGACAGGCAUUCACACUUCAUCACUUCGAUUAUGAGAAAGGGAACAAGAAGUAUGUAAUUUGGGGUUUGACUGCCGGCAUCUUGAUCCAUGCUGCGUCAGUUGUAUACCAGCGGCCACCAGACUUUGCUGAACGAAGGGUACAGUUCAACUUGCCAAAGUACUCAAAGGAGUAUUCUUCAAUGCCAUGAUCAGGAUUAAGAUGCACACUCAGUUACAUUUAAAAUGCCUGGUUUGGCGUACAGAGGACUACACAGCAAGAAAUUCUGUAGAAUCUAAAGGGCUUGCACAUCUCCUGUAUAAUUUAUUCUUUACACAAUAAUACAGUAUGAACAUUAACAUUCCAAAAAUUGUUGAUGUUUUCCUGAGUGCACUCCAGUAUUGCCUAUUAUUUUGCA